AUGUCGACUGACGAAGUACUACAACCAGACCCAGUACUGGAUGAUCAUAGUGGUAGCACCAUAGAGACAUCAUCAGCAAUUGAACUCCCAGACGCUCAGAUUUAUCAGGCAAGCAACGGAGAAGGUUCAGAUACAGAUGAUGAUUAUCUGUUAAGUGACGAUGAUGAUUAUAAUGGAUACCUGAUGUCUAAAAAUGGUCCUCGUUUAUCAUAUACCCGCAGUAUAGCAGAUCACACUACAUAUCUCGUGAAUUCUUUGUCCCAUGCAUUGGAUUCUGUUCAAUUAGAUAAAUCUCUUGCUUUAGAGGCACAAGUAAGUGGAAAAUUGAACAAUCAAAAUCAAAUACUAAUAGAGAAAAGAAAUCAAGUCAUUAUAAAGCUCAAGAAUCUACAAUCCCUAUAUAAAGAGAACUUCUUAAUCGAUGCUAAUUCUAAUAUAAGUAAGAUUGAACAAAUGAGACAUGAUAUAACUGAUAUAGAGAAACGGAUUUCAAGUUUGAAAAGCGGAAACGAAAAAGGAGCCAUAUUCCCAUUUAUGAAAGCAAAAAGAGAAUCAGAAGAAGGAGUCAUAAAGAAAUAUCCUAUCGAAUAUAACCAAGCUAGAAAUAAGAUUUUAGAACGUCAAAUUGAUGACGCGUGA
Scheffersomyces coipomensis is the source of this 639-nucleotide messenger RNA. RefSeq lists its product as uncharacterized. Bases 1 to 639 code for a protein of 212 amino acids. Gene Ontology annotation, biological process: endosome organization; regulation of protein localization. Gene Ontology annotation, cellular component: endosome; BLOC-1 complex. The record is from RefSeq and is a predicted model, not a curated record. Lineage: Eukaryota; Fungi; Ascomycota; Pichiomycetes; Serinales; Debaryomycetaceae. The transcript has a single exon.